Messenger RNA from Asparagus officinalis (garden asparagus), 1125 nucleotides. RefSeq names its product S phase cyclin A-associated protein in the endoplasmic reticulum-like. Lineage: Eukaryota; Viridiplantae; Streptophyta; Magnoliopsida; Asparagales; Asparagaceae. Bases 1 to 765 code for a protein of 254 amino acids. The record is from RefSeq and is a predicted model, not a curated record. The transcript has 5 exons.
AUGCACGUGAAGCCUCUUCCUGGGCAUGCCUCUUAUAUUCUUCCGUCAAAUUUUGAAGAAGUGGCUACUGGUGUGCUGAAGGUUUUAAACAAUUUGGCACUCUUGGAUAUUGCUUUUCUGCAAAGAAUGCUGGGUAGACCAGAUCUGAAAAUGGAGUUGUUUCACUUGAUGAGUUUUCUUCUGUCUUACUGCACAAGCAAGUGGAAAGCAGCAAAUGAUCAGUUGCCUUUUACGGAACAGGUCUGCGAUCUACCCUUUGUUUUCUUCAGCGACCCUGAGUUGACUCCAAUCUUGGCUAGUACACUCAUGGCAGCUUGCUAUGGCUGUGAUCAGAACAGAGGUCUGGUGCUUCAAGAGCUGAGUGUAGAUAUGCUACUCUCUCUCCUCAAAUCCUGUCGACAAAGUUUGCUUGCUGAUCAACCUGACAACUCUCUGCAAGAGAAUUCACUGGCAAGUGAUCUAUGUGAUGGAACCCAACAAACUCAAGAGGCUAAAAAACCCCAGGGUGACAACAAACCAAAUCGUAAAGGCGCUAGAUUUGCUUUCGCAAAAGGAAGCACGUCGAUUAGCAACAUCAAAGCGACCAAGGCAAAAUCGCAGAGGGAGCACAGAGGAACAAAGACUUGCGAUGAAUGGGCUUUCAAGCACAAUUUACCAUCCUCGGAAACUUCUCACACUUUCAUGUUGCACCAGAGGUUUCCUACUAGUUUCCUGGAUAAAGCCGAAGAGUUCUUCACCUCUGGCAGCUUAGAGCUGCAGCUUUAGCAGCUGCAGAUUUUAAUUGCGUAUCUCAUGCGACGGAAACUUCUCACACUUUCAUGUUGCACCAGAGGUUUCCUACUAGCUUCCUGGAUAAAGGCGAAGAGUUCUUCACCUCUGGCAGCUUAGAGCUGCAGCUUUAGCAGCUGCAGAUUUUAAUUGCAUAUCUCAUGCUCAACACAGGCUCAGGAGAGGACUGGCUUGCGUUAAGGGUCUGUUUAGAUGACAAGAAGUAUUAGAAGUAUGAAGUAGAUCAAAUAAGCAACUUCAAAAAAUAUUUAAAGUAGGAAGUAGUGGAAGAAAUAUUUUUAAUAUUUGUUUCACAUACUUUUGGAAAUAGUAGAAAUAGUGUUCUUGCACUUCAUU